Molecule: messenger RNA, 1257 nt
Organism: Portunus trituberculatus (swimming crab)
Lineage: Eukaryota; Metazoa; Arthropoda; Malacostraca; Decapoda; Portunidae
Gene: Dpck
Product: dephospho-CoA kinase-like
Exons: 6
Coding region: 288-977 (229 amino acids)
Biological process (GO): coenzyme A biosynthetic process
Molecular function (GO): ATP binding; dephospho-CoA kinase activity
Source: RefSeq, a predicted model, not a curated record
CACUAUAGACACUCCCAGCUGAUUUCUAGGAAAGAGAGAGGGUAGGAGACAAUCUUUCCUGGACAAGAGGAUGCUAUACAACUAGACGGUGGAAAAUACGAGAAAAAAGGCGGAAAAUAUAUAAAUUAGCCAUAAACACACGUGAAAGCCUUACCAAGUGCUUUAUUUUGGGUUAAUUUGCAAAAAAAAAUUAAUUCUGUACCCGAGACCUCUCCCAGCCCUCUCCCAGCGUCUCCCAAGCUUCUCUCAGCCCCAGUCUUGCCACAGGGGAUUACAGAGGGGCUACAAUGUUCCUGGUGGGGCUGACAGGGGGUAUAGCCUCCGGGAAGACCACGGUUAGCGACAUGAUGAGGGAAAUGGGAGUGCCUGUAGUGGAUGCCGACCUUAUUGCUAGACAAGUGGUGGAGCCCGGCAAGAGAGCGUGGAGCAAGAUAAAGGCGGCGUUUGGUGACGAGGUGUUCCACGAGUCAGGUGAGGUGAACAGGGAGCGGCUGGGGCAGGUGGUGUUUGCGGACAUGGAGAAGCGAAGAAUCAUCAACAAGAUCACACACCCGGAGAUAUACAGGGAGAUACAGUGGCAGGUCAUCCACUACUUAUGUAAAGGGGAGCAGUUUGUGGUGCUGGACCUUCCGUUGCUGUAUGAGAGUAACAAAUGCACCAACUACCUCUUCAAAACUAUCGUGGUCACUUGUGAGGACGAGCUACAGUUGGAGCGUCUGGUGUCCCGUAACAGCUACACAGAGAAGGAGGCCAUAGCAAGAAUUGAAGCCCAGAUGCCACUCGAGAGGAAAUGCAAGAUGGCCGACUUUGUGAUCGAGAACUCCGGCAGCAAGCAAAGCACCAGGAAGCAAGUAGAGGACAUCGUGAAAUACUUGAGGUCUUCCCGGCACCAUCUGUACCUGAGGGGGGUCUGGGGAGGCGGUCUGGUGGUGGUGGUGGCGGUGGUGGUGGGGUUGUUCAUUUAUUUCUAUUUGUGACUUUGAUUUGUUUUUUUGAUUUAUUUUUUGAUUUUCUUGUUUAAUUUUUUUUUGUGUGUUUUGGUUCAUUUCCGUCUUUAAUUGUUUUGGUUGUGUUUUCGUUCAUUUUUUACUGUUUCUAUUCUUUAUUUAUUUUUUUUAAUGUUUUAGUGUACUCUUGUUGUUUGUGGCUCAGAAUGGUGUUGGUGUAAUGGUGUUGCUUCUCAUGUUGUUGCUGUUGUUGUUUUAUCACGUACAGUGCAAUGCUUUGGAAGAAUUUUAGUAUACAGAUUAGUUAUGU